This is a messenger RNA of Arctia plantaginis, 1521 nucleotides long. The record is from the annotation of a GenBank genome assembly. Lineage: Eukaryota; Metazoa; Arthropoda; Insecta; Lepidoptera; Erebidae.
AUGUUAGGCGUCGAACAGAAUAAUAUAGGUCGUCAAAAUUCAAGCAAUGGUGAUUACAAAUUUUCUACGGUUUCAUCACAGGAUCUAAUCCACAUAAUGAAGGUUAUACUACUUUGCUUGGCCUUCGCGGCUGUUAGUUUGGCGAUGCCAGUGGCUGAAGAAAAACCGGAAGUUGCUGCUGUUUCGGAACCCAAAGUUGAGGCACCCAAAGAUGAACCAGCAGCUGUCGAAGAAAAGAAAUCAGAUGCACCGUCAGAGGCUAAAGAAGUCGAAGUUAAACCUGAAGCUAAGAGCGCAUCCAUAAACAUAGAAAAUGAAUCAAAAAAAGCUGAUGCCGUACCGGCGAACCCCGAGAAGGAAUCGGAAGUAAAGAGCGAAGUGGCACCCAAGGCUGCUGAACCAGUUGAAACUGCUGAAAAGCCGGCUGAAAAAAAAGCUGAAGAAGUGGUUGAAUCCAAACCAGAAGAAAAAGCAGCUGAACCUGAAGUUAAAUCAGUUGAGGAGUCAAAAGCUGAAGUGCCAGCAACGGUAACUGAAGUUCUUAAGGAUGCUUCUGCCAAAUCAGCCGCCCCCGAGGAAUCCGCCAAUGUUGUUCCAGCUGCAAAAAGUGACGAAGCUGUUGCCGCCGAAGGGGACGUAAUCAAACCUAAGCCUGAAAAGAAAAUUGAUUUACCCGUAGAAGCCCCUGCUGCUGAACCAGAACCAAAAAAAGUAGAGUCAGUAGAAGAGAAAGCUGAAGAACCAAAACCUGAAAACAAACCUGAAGCAGUUUCAGACAGCGCACCUACUGCUGCUAAAUCUGCAGCACCAGCUGCUGUAUCUGAUGAUGAUAGUUUACGUGUAGUUCGUGAAACGGUUGAUGACAAGAAAGAUGAAAAAGAAAUCGAAUUAAAAUCAGCAGAAGAGCCCAAAUCAAUCAAUGUAGAAAAGAAAGAAGAAUUAAUCAGUGAAGUAAAACCAAUUGAAGAGGGCAAAUCUGUUGAAGACAGCAAACCCGUUGAAGUUAGCAAACCCGUUGAAGUUAGCAAGCCCGUUGAUGACAACAAGCCAGCUGAAGAGAGCAAAUCCAUUGAAGUAAGCAAACUCGUUGAAGACAGCAAACCCGUUGCAGAAGGCAAAUCUGUUGAAGAAAACAAACCUGUUGAAAGCAGCAAACCUGUCGAAAACAGCAAGUCUGUUGAAAACAACAAACCUCUUGAAGAUACAAAACCUGUUGAAGGAAACAAAGCUGUUGAAGACAACAAACCCGUUGAAGGCGUCUCUCCUGCAGUUGUGCCAGAGAAUAAGGUUGAAAAGCCAAAAGAGGAAGAAGCUAAGAAUGUUGCGCAGGAUGAUACUGCCAAAGAAGUAAAGCCUGCCGAGAAUGCUCCAGUCAAACAAGCUGAACCAUCUGAAAAACUAGAGAAACCUCAGUCUGACCAGCCUAAGGCAGCGAAUAGUUCGGAGGAAAAUUCUAGUGCUGAAAAAAGCCAAGAAUCCAAUGAAGAGAGCUCGGAAGAAAAAAUCUCUGGCAGUUCUUAG